Molecule: messenger RNA, 1297 nt
Organism: Mercenaria mercenaria
Lineage: Eukaryota; Metazoa; Mollusca; Bivalvia; Venerida; Veneridae
Product: guanylate-binding protein 5-like
Molecular function (GO): GTP binding; GTPase activity
Source: RefSeq, a predicted model, not a curated record
AUGGCGAGGUCACUUUUCCCUGUAUGUAUACAGUGGGAAUUCGAACUGAACCAGAUCUUCUUUAAAAGAGUGAAAUAUGUCUUGAAUGAUGUUUUCGAAACUGGAUCGACGUUUGAACGAGUAACCAAGGGAAUCUGGAUAUAUAUCAAACUGGAAAAAGAAAGAAAUCUUGCAUUUGUAUACAUUGAUGUAGAAGGAUUUGGAGAUCCAAAACAGGCAAAUGUCACUGGAAAAAAUAACCGACUACUGAUGGUUGUCAGCCAGAUUUGUGACGUCAUAAUGUACAAUACCAAAGGCGUGCCUGAUGACAGUAUGCUACAAAAAUUAGGGUUGGUAUGUAACAUGUUCGACAAGCAUAGGAAACAAGACCAAGUACUGUCAAAGCCCAUACUAGUGGUACUUUUGAGAGAUUAUGAAUUGGAUGGAUUAUGUUCUGACCAAUCAUUCAGAGAUAUGUUACUAAAUUAUGCUGGAGGAAAUUGUGCAAAUGAGGCCUUUCGAGAUAUAAAAUAUGUAGAACUGGUAAAGCCAAAGGAAGGAAAAAAUAUACGGGAUCUACAAAAUAUACCUGAUAAAGAAUUAGAAGAAGAAUUUGUUGAAAAACGUGGUGAAGUAGAAAGAUUCAUACACAUGGAAGCAAAGCCACUGAGCUCAAAAUCAGGCAAUAACCUCACUGGAAAAGUUCUUACAGAGGUUGUUCGUAAAACAGUUCAAGCUGUUAACAGGGACAGUUUUCAAGGUCUUGAACAAACAUUACCAGAUAUUCUCAAACAACACAAUGAGCGCAAAAUGCAAGAAGCCUUACAAAUGUUUGAAAAACAAAUGAAAACUGAUUGGCCCGCAACAAAUGCCGACGCACUAGAAACACUCGCUGAUGUACAGAAAUGUACAAAAGAAACUACCAAGGAAGGUUUCCAGAAUAAAUUGUUUGACAUUGAUAAAGCUACUUUACAAGAGGAUUUUGAGAUACAAACUCAAACGAUUUUCGCCACUAUUUCUAAAACAAAAUCAGAGGCAGAGCUUAAGAAAAUCAACCUGAUACUGGAGACAGGACUCAAGGACAAAUCUUACGAAAUUAUUGGCGGACAUGAGAAGUAUUGUAGAGAAAAGCAGUCUGUAAAAGAAAAAUACACUGAAUUGAAAAACUUGGGUCCGGAGAAGGAAGACUUGUGGAAGAAGUAUGAAGAGAAACUAAAUUUAAAUGAAGUUUGGAUAAAAGAAAAAGAUGAGAUGCUUUCUCAAGUAGACGAGGCAAGGAGAAAACAAUCAGAAGCAGAGAAAGCAGCAAACAGUUGGG